Messenger RNA from Ipomoea triloba (trilobed morning glory), 1268 nucleotides. RefSeq names its product annexin D1-like. Gene Ontology annotation, cellular component: cytoplasm. Gene Ontology annotation, molecular function: calcium-dependent phospholipid binding; calcium ion binding. The transcript is spliced from 5 exons. The record is from RefSeq and is a predicted model, not a curated record. The coding region runs from base 83 to 1033 and encodes 316 amino acids. Lineage: Eukaryota; Viridiplantae; Streptophyta; Magnoliopsida; Solanales; Convolvulaceae.
GUUGGCAUAUCGGAUCGCACUACUCUGCCUCCAGUCUCCACAUCUACUGUCGUUUUCGUGACGCGGCAAUCAAUCAGCGGCGAUGUCAACUCUCAGUAUUCCGGCAUGUGUCCCUCCGGUUUCCGACGACUGUGAACAACUCCGUACUGCCUUCAAAGGAUGGGGGACAAAUGAGAAGUUGAUCAUAUCAAUUUUGGCUCAUAGAAAUGCUGCUCAGCGCAAGUCGAUUCGACAGGCUUAUGCUGACACCUAUGGUGAAGACAUCCUCAAGGAGUUAGAUAGGGAACUCUCACAUGAUUUUGAGAAAAUUGUAGUGCUCUGGACACUGGACCCUCCAGAACGUGAUGCAUAUUUGGCCAAUGAAGCAACUAAGAAGUGGACAGCGAGCAAUCAAGUGCUUGUGGAGAUUGCCUGCACAAGGUCACCCAAGGAAUUGAUUGUUGUCAGAGAAGCUUAUCAUGCUCGUUAUAAGAAAUCCCUUGAAGAGGAUGUUGCACAGCACACAACUGGGGACUUCCGCAAGCUUUUGUUACUUCUGGUGACCUCAUAUCGCUACGGUGGUGAUGAGGUGAACAUGACUCUUGCUAAGCAUGAGGCUAAACUCCUGCAUGAGAAGAUCUCAGACAAGUGCUAUGCUGAUGAUGAUGUGAUUAGAAUUCUGGCCACAAGGAGCAAAUCCCAGAUCAAUGCAACCUUGAAUUGCUAUAGAGAUGAAUAUGGACAAGAUAUUCUCAAGGAUUUGGAAGCUGAUGAAAAGGAUGAAUUCCUUGCAAUACUAAGAGCUACUAUCCAAUCUCUUCUCUACCCUGAGAAGUACUUUGUUGAGGUACUUCGCGGUGCAAUCAACAAGAGGGGCACAGACGAAAGCGACCUGACAAGAGUUGUUGCAACAAGAGCUGAGGUUGAUUUGAAGGUCAUUGCAGAGGAGUUCCAGAAAGUGAAUAGCAUCCCUCUAGACCGCGCCAUUGCUAAAGACACCCAUGGCGACUAUGAAGACAUGCUCUUGGCUUUGCUUGGCCAGGGCGACAUUUGAAGAUGAGAUAAACCAUGUCGAUACAUAAUAAUAAGGAGAGACUCAGAUAUCUGCUAUAGGGCUUUUAAAGAAUUCUACUUUGUCCUCUCCAUGUUGCUUUUGUGUGUUUUCAGUGUUGUUUUAUCUUUCAAGGACUUGCAUAUCCUUGUGAGUUGUGGCGGCGAGAACUUGGAUUUACGUGUAAUAUCGUGUUAAUUAUUACAGAAUUGCUUGUCUUUUCCUGGUCUCCAUAAUC